AUGAAGAAGAGCGUGCACCUCGCACAACUCAAGAUCCCCAUGACCUUCACAUUCACUGACAAGGUUGACGUGGAUAGACGACCUUCUCUCCGGCUUGUUUCCAGGCUCAGUCCGGGCCUUAAGUCCGACAACAACAAGUCAUACACAAUCUCCAACAGCUUUGACGAGAGCUCGACACGGAGCUCGGGGAAAAUCAUUAAUCCGUUUUCCCUUACAGCGGCUGAUAGAUCAAGGCAGAAGAUUGUCUUCGGCGCAAUGACCUUUGGCCGCAAAGGCGCCGAGCAAGCCCGCGUACACGAUCUUGAAGUUGCUGCCAAGAUUGUAGACGUUUUCCAAAGCCAUGGACACUCAGAAGUUGACACGGCACGUAUAUAUGGCGGAGGGAGCUCGGAGGCUUACCUGGCACAACUAGAUUGGCAGUCUCGUGGUAUUGCCUUGGCUACGAAGUUGCCGCCUGUUGGCGUCCAUAUACCACCAUUUCUGGAUACGAGAAACAAAACACUGCGCGAAUUGAUGCUUGAGAGCAUGAGAGCUCUGAAGACUGAUAAAGUGGAUCUCUUGUAUCUCCAUGGACCGGACCGGAACACACCGUACGAACAAACACUUCACGAAAUCAACGAUCUAUAUAACGAGGGCUACUUCACGCGCUUUGGUAUCAGCAACUUCGCAGCGUGGGAAGUGGCACAGAUGAGCGACACGAUCUCUCGUAAUGGAUGGAAGAAGAUUGAUGUGUACCAAGGGAUUUACAACGCGCUGCACCGAGCUGUCGAGCCAGAGCUUUUCCCGGCACUAAAACACUACGGCAUCGCGUUCUACGCCUAUAAUCCUCUGGCUGGAGGGUUCCUGGCCGACCGCUAUCAGCGUGAAACCGAGGAUCAUGAGGGCGGUCGAUUUGACCCUAGUCAUGUACAAGGUGCUCUGUACCGAAAGAAGUAUUGGAACGAUGCGCAUUUUGAUGCUCUGGAUAAGAUACGGCCACUCGCCAACAGGGUGGGGCUCACAACCGCGCAGGCAGCUCUCAGAUGGAUGAAUCACCACAGUAAAUUGACCACGGACUUUGGUGAUGCUAUCAUUACUUCGGCGAGCAUUGCCGAACAACUGAAGGAAAAUCUUGCCGCUUUGGAAAUGGGUCCGCUGCCUGAUGAGCUUGUGAAAGCUUUUGAUGAAAGCUACAGGGUAGUGAAAGCCGACGUGUCGCCAUAUUUCUUCUAG
Messenger RNA from Diaporthe amygdali, 1212 nucleotides. Its product is annotated as ldo keto reductase. The record is from RefSeq and is a predicted model, not a curated record. NCBI's taxonomy places the organism in Eukaryota, Fungi, Ascomycota, Sordariomycetes, Diaporthales, Diaporthaceae. The coding region runs from base 1 to 1212 and encodes 403 amino acids. The transcript is spliced from 5 exons.